AUGGUAUACGGUGUUUCAAAAAUGGCGAAUAAGAAUCGCAAGAACUUGAAGCCUGUUAAAAGUGAUAGGAAAGACCGUAUUUCAAAGAAUCAUUCAAAGAAGAAGGUUAAUAAGAAUAGCCUUAAGAAAGUAGCCACUACAGAUAUCACUGUUAAUGCUAAUGAGUUGAAUUGGAAGAGUGUUGAUAUUCCAGAUACUUUAGAUGAUUUCGGUGGUUUCUACGGAUUAGAAGAAAUCGAUGGUGUGGAUGUGAAAGUUGUCGACGGUAAAGUCCAGUUCAUCACGAAAGAUAACAAGAACGUUAAGAAAGAGCCGGAGCAAGUGGAGGAAAAGGAUAAUAUCGUUUUCCAAGAGGAUGAUGAAGAUGUCAACAUGGAUGAAUUAAUUGAAUUCAAGAAUUUUGACGAUAUCAAGGAGGGUGAGUUAAGUGCAGCUUCGGAUGAUGAAGAGAGCGAGUUCCAUGUGUCCACUGAAGAAGAAGGAGAAGAGGGAGAAGAAGCAGAAGAUCAAGAAGAAGAAAGAUCCGAGAAGGAAAAUGUUAAGGGGGAAGCAGGUACUGUUGUCACUGAAGAUCAAACAAAUGAUGACUUAUUACAGAGCAACGUAUUUUCCUCUAACGUCGAUAUCGAUGAUCAAGAGCCUCCAGUACUUCCUGAGUGGUCCGAAAAUAUGGAUCUCUCAUUCACAGUGCUGAAAGGACUCUCUGGGCUUGGCUUCACCAGGCCUACAGAAAUUCAAUUGAAAUCUAUUCCUUUAGCUCUGAAAGGACAUAAUAUCAUGGGUAAGGCUAGCACAGGUUCCGGUAAGACUUUAGCAUAUGGUAUUCCUAUCAUUGAACAAUUAAUUAAAGACACAUCAAAUGAUAGGUCUAUCGGCUUGAUAUUUACCCCAACUAGAGAAUUGGCCCAUCAAGUAACUGACCAUUUGCAAAAGGUUUGGACGAAAAUGAAUAAGCUUAACAAGUACACGAUUCUUUCACUAACAGGUGGUUUGUCGAUUCAGAAACAAGAACGUAUCUUAAAAUAUGAUGGUUCUGGUAGAAUCAUUGUGGCAACUCCUGGUAGAUUUUUGGAAUUAUUAGAAAGGAACCCAGAUCUGAUUCCUAGGUUUGCCAAAAUUGACACUUUAGUUCUUGAUGAGGCAGACAGACUACUACAAGACGGACAUUUCGAUGAAUUCGAGAAAAUUUUGAAGUUAUUAGGGAAAGCCCGAAAAAUUAAAACAAGUAUCGACGGAAAGCCAACUGGAAGUGGAUGGCAAACAAUGAUUUUCUCUGCCACAUUUUCAUUGGAUCUUUUCACGAAAUUAGAUAAAACUUCAUGGAAAAUCCUUAAAACAGCCGGUGGGGAGAACAAUGAAAUGGAACAAGUUUUAAAUCAUUUGAUGAAGAAAAUUCAAUUCAAAUCUAAGCCAGUUAUUAUCGAUACUAAUCCUGAACAUAAAGUUACAUCUCAGGUCAAAGAAUCCCUGAUAGAAUGUUUGCCAAUGGAGCGUGACUUAUAUGUCUACUACUUUAUCAUGAUGUAUCCUGGCACAACUUUAGUAUUUUGUAACGCUAUAGAUAGCGUCAAAAAGUUGAAUGCAUUUUUAAACAAUCUAAAGAUUUCGUCAUUCCAGAUCCAUUCAUCAAUGGCUCAAAAAAAUCGUCUUAGGAACCUUGAAAAGUUCAAAGAACAAUCAGAGAAAAAUAGCAAGGUAGGAAAACCAACAAUUUUAAUUGCUAGUGACGUCGCUGCUAGAGGAUUGGACAUCUCGGGUAUCAAACAUGUUUUACACUAUCACUUACCCCGCAGUGCUGACGUAUAUAUCCACAGAAGUGGAAGAACAGCCCGUGGUGAUAAUGAAGGUGUUUCUGUCAUGAUUUGUUCACCACAGGAAUCCAUGGGACCUUUAAGAAAGCUCAGAAAGGUGUUAUCUACCAAGAAGAGUAGUAACCCCAGGAAAACAAAAUGGCAGAAUGAUGUCCCAAUGUUACCACUUGAGCCUGACAUCGUUUCUCAGCUGAGAGAAAGAAGCAAGAUAGCGAGCGAACUUGCUGAUGAUGAGAUAGCAACGAAAUCACUACAUAAGGAUGAUAAUUGGUUAAAAAAGGCUGCUGAAGAAUUGGAUAUUGAAUUAGAUUCAGAAGAAGAGGAAAAGGACCAAUUUUUAGCUAGAAACAAAACCAAAAAGUUGAAUAAACAGUUGGAAAAGAAUGAAAAUAAGGCUCUAAAAUACCAGCUCAACGAGUUAUUAAAAAUGCCACUAAGAAAAGAUUUAAGAAAAAGCUAUCUAACAGGAGGUCUGACCAAUCUCGCUGACACUUUAGUCAAACAUAAAGGUCACAAUUCCAUUAUUGGACAUGAUAAAGUGGAUGCAUUGCAAACACUCAAGGGCAAGAAGCAUAAAUGA
This is a messenger RNA of Kluyveromyces lactis, 2391 nucleotides long. It is a transcript of the gene MAK5, whose product is annotated as ATP-dependent RNA helicase. Gene Ontology annotation, molecular function: RNA helicase activity; nucleic acid binding; ATP binding. The coding region runs from base 1 to 2391 and encodes 796 amino acids. Lineage: Eukaryota; Fungi; Ascomycota; Saccharomycetes; Saccharomycetales; Saccharomycetaceae. The transcript has a single exon. The record is from RefSeq and is a predicted model, not a curated record.